AUGGAUCCCUUCCACCCUAGCAGUAUCCCCACCAUAUCCAUCAUCUCAUCACACUCUAUAUCCAAAAAGACAACUCGGUGCUUGGCCACCCUUUUCCCCAGUCAGCCGCCAGCUACAUCUUCGGUGCCUGCGGUGGCGAUUGUCGCAAAGUCCGCUGUCGCUUCAAAAGCUAUCACCAUUGCUGAGAUCGUUAAGCGCCGUAUCAGCACCCAGGGUGAAGCAUGGUUCCAAUAUACAAAGCUCGAGGGUGUCAUGGUCGAGCUUAGGGCUCCCAGGAAGAGCAGGAGAGAGGGGAAAGGCAAAAACGGGGACCAGAAGGGUAGGCGGGUGGGGGAAACCCGGGGGGAGGGGGCGCAGGUGGGGGGAGAGGACGAUAUAGAUGAGGACGAUCCCUUUGAGGUUUUAAAGGAAAAGACUCUGCAGAAGAAGCGGAAGAUGCCUCUGUUGACUAUCUAUAUAUCAAGGUCCUCCAUCCCAGAACUUGCGAAACUCUAUGGGUUAGAUCCCCCGCAAACCCUUUCCAGAAAUUGCUCAUCGUCACCGAUACUAAUAUACAGUUUUUUUUUAUUUUAGCGAGCAAUCCGGCGGCCCCGCUGGGGAUACCCAAGAGUGAACCUAGUCGAUAUGCUAUGAUACAUUGCCCGAUCAUUGUGCUACUUCUUUCCCUCCGCUUCUGGGCCUAAAGGCCUAAUGUUUCCUCUAACACCGGUCCGGGGUUCGCUAUCGCUCAAUUACUAUGCGCCAAACGGUGAAUCUUCAUGUAAUUUUAGCUCUCAAAGGGCGGCCUGCUAGACCGUAUCAUAACCCUUGUGAUACUUUACCCGAUAACUAUCUCCGAACGCAAAUGCCAUCGGCCUUCCAUUUCCGUUGACGUGGUGAUACCAAGAGGGG
Tuber aestivum (summer truffle) is the source of this 891-nucleotide messenger RNA. Lineage: Eukaryota; Fungi; Ascomycota; Pezizomycetes; Pezizales; Tuberaceae. The record is from the annotation of a GenBank genome assembly.